CCGCUUGCCUGGGAGCAGUCUGCCAGCGGAGCGCAGCCCCACUGCCUGAACGCACCGGGUUGGUGUCUGGUUCUUUUUUCCUGCGCUGCGCCGUUUGGAACAACACUUGGGGGAAGAAGCAGAAGAAGAAGGAGGAGGAGGAGAAGCAGAACAAUAAGUCACAGUAUCCCUCCUCUUCUGUCCACACCUCUUUUUGUUUCUUCCAACUUUCAUUCCGGGCCACUUCCAAGAUGACCGAAGCAAAGGGCGCUCGGCGCGUAAAGCUGGUAACUGGCCAGCUUCUGUGGGAAUUGAUGUCACCUUCAGAUUGGUUUAACUGAAGAUGGAAACACUGGAGUCUGAGCUGACCUGCCCGAUCUGCCUGGAGUUAUUUGAAGAUCCCCUGCUCUUGCCCUGUGCUCACAGUCUUUGCUUCAACUGUGCCCACCGCAUCCUGGUGUCCCACUGCUCCACCAGCAAGCCCCUCGAGUCGAUCUCGGCCUUUCAGUGCCCAACGUGCCGUUACGUCAUCACGCUGAAUCACCGCGGGCUGGAGGGCCUUAAGCGCAAUGUGACGCUGCAGAACAUCAUUGACCGCUUUCAAAAGGCCUCCCUUAGUGGCCCCAACUCCCCUACUGAGAGCCGGCGCCUGCAGCCGCAGCGGCCCUACACCGCCACCAUUAGCGGUACAGUAGCUGGGACGGUUGGCGGCGGUGGUGGUGGCACGAGUGGAAGCAGCGCCCGCGGCAGCCCGGCCACUUCCAGCCACUCCCACCCGCACGCCAACCACACCAAUCACGUGAACCACACCAACGCCAACCACAGCCCGGCUGUCGUUGCCAAAAUGGAUCCACGCAUCAGCUGCCAGUUCUGCGAGCAGGAUCCGCCGCGGGAAGCCGUCAAGACGUGUGUGACGUGCGAGGUGUCGUACUGUGACCGCUGCCUGCGUGCGACACACCCCAACAAGAAGCCGUUCACCAGCCACCGCCUGGUGGAGCCGGUGCCAGACACGCACAUCCGUGGCCUGACUUGUCUGGAGCAUGAGAAUGAGAAGGUCAACAUGUACUGCCUGGUGGAUGACCAGCUCAUCUGUGCACUCUGCAAGCUGGUGGGGCGCCACCGAGAGCACCAGGUGUCCUCGCUCACCGAGCGCUUUGACAAGCUCAAGGCUUAUCAGGUGAGCCCGGGCAGAGUGUCAGAUGCGGUAAUGGAGGCUUCAAAGACAAGCGCUGCGCAAACCCUGGAGAACAACCUGACCAACCUGGUGAAGAGGAACAGUGAACUUGAAAACCAAAUGGCAAAGCUCAUCCAGAUUUGCCAGCAGGUUGAGGUGAACACAGCCAUGCAUGAAUCUAAACUGGUGGAGGAGUGUGACGAGCUGGUGGAGAUCAUUCGCCAGAGAAAACAGGUCAUCGCUGUGAAGAUCAAAGAGUCAAAGGUGAUGAAACUGCGUAAGUUGGCCCAACAGAUCGCGAACUGUCGCCAGUGUCUGGAGCGUUCCAGUGCCCUCAUCACACAAGCCGAGCAGAGCCUGAAGGAGAACGACCACGCCCGCUUCCUCCAGACCGCUAGAAAUGUAGCCGAAAGGGUUGCCAUGGCGACGGCUUCCUCCCAGGUGCUCAUCCCUGACGUCAACCUGAACGAGGCCUUUGACAACUUUGCCCUGGAUUUUUCCAGAGAGAAGAAGAUUUUAGAAGGACUGGAUUAUCUGACAGCUCCAACCCCGCCGUCCAUAAGAGACGAGCUGUGCACCGCCUCCCAUGACACCAUCACUGUUCACUGGACGUCAGAGGACGAGUUCAGUGUCACCUCCUACGAGCUGCAGUACACCAUCUACACCGGACAGACUAAUUUCAUCAGUUUGUACAACUCGGCCGACAGCUGGAUGAUCGUACCGAACAUCAAGCAGAACCACUACACGGUGCACGGCUUGCAGAGCGGCACCCGGUACAUCUUCUUUGUGAAGGCCAUCAACCAGGCAGGAAGUCGCAACAGUGAGCCGGCACGCCUCAAAACCAACAGUCAACCCUUCAAGCUGGACCCAAAGACGGCUCACAAGAAGCUCCGCCUGUCCAACGACUGUCUGACCAUGGAGAAGGACGAGAGCUCGCUAAAGAAGAGUCACACCCCCGAGCGCUUCAGUGGCACAGGCUCAUAUGGAGCAGCGGGUAAUGUCUUCAUUGACAGUGGGUGCCACUACUGGGAGGUGCUGCUGGGAGCAUCCACAUGGUAUGCCAUCGGCGUGGCCUACAAAUCAGCCCCAAAGAACGAAUGGAGCGGCAAGAACUCGUCCACGUGGGUGUUCUCUCGCUGCAAUAACAACUUUAUGGUGCGCCACGACGGCAAGGAGAUGCUGGUGGAGGCGAGCCUGCAGCUGAGGCGGCUGGGCGUCCUGCUAGACUAUGACAACAACUCGCUGUCCUUCCACGACGCGAUGAACUCCCAGCACAUUCACACCUUUGAAAUCUCCUUCCUCCUGCCCGUCGUACCCACCUUCAUGAUCUGGAACAAGUCGGUCAUGAUCCUCUCAGGGCUGCCCGUCCCCGACUUUGUCGAUGGUUUGGCCUCAGAUCUACAAGAACAGCAGCAGCAGCAGAUGGGCCUGUGCCGACAAGAGUCGCCGUAUUUGACCGGGAUGAAGACCUGCCACUGAGAAGGAGUCCACUCGGGCCUGGUGACUUACGUUCUGCUCUGAUCUUCAUAAUGGGUGGACUGGUCAGUUUUUAUGGACUUAGAAAGAGAUGGAAAUAUGCGCAGAGAAAUGUCAGUUUGUAGCCAUCCAAUGCUUCAAAGAUCCAUCAGUGAAUGGGAACAAGGUCUCUUGACUGAAGACGUCAGGGAACGUGAAACUCAUCUGAUGCGCUGGAGUCGCGGAGGAUGUGAGCUUUGGUCUGAGUGGACAGAGCAGGACUCCUGGUUUUCUUGACCAUUGAAGGUCUUCCUUUUUGAUUUAUUGUCUUCUUGAUUUGACCCGAGGCAGAAGACCAAGGAGGGAAUGUUUGAAGUGCAACAUGUGAACAGUGACAUUAAUACAUCAUUAAAACUGAAAAGAAGGAGGAGGCAGCCAGAACAUAACCUGAAUAAAGACUUUUUAAAUCUCCAUAUAUCUGUCAUAUCAAGGUUAUCUCAAAAAAGUCAAAAAACUAAUGUCCACCCUACUGCGGGGACCUCCACAACACUUGAUGUUUAUUUAACCUGAACACUCUUUAACCCCACCAUGCCCUAGUUGAACGUCCCUGUCUUAUCAUGCAUUAACAGGCAAAGAACAAACUACUUACAGCCAAAACAUUUCUCCUGAGUUGAGAUGCAAACGUGAAGGAGCUCACUCAACUAACAGCAGUCUGAUGACAUUACUCCUCUCUGUCAUAAGGACAUAUCUCAGUCACUGUUCACGUGGUGCACACUCUGUCCCUGAACGUGGUCGUUGCUCAAUCUGUUCCUUGGUCUUCCUCCUGGUUUUUAACCCCAGCAGCUUCCAGGUUUCAGGAAGUGUUCAUGUUGCUCCCAGAUAUUAAAUAACAUGGUCACUGGGGAUUCAGAUUUGCAUCAUGUGACUACUCCACUUGUAUAAUAAGAGGUUUAUUGAACACUAGAGUAAAAAAAGUGUUAUUUAUGAGAAAAAAAAGAUGAAGAUGGUUUACUUUUAUUAUUAAUCUCGACUUAUUCAUGCACUUUUUGAUUAACACUACCUCCCCUCUGUGAGUAUUUGAAUAGGUGGAGCUGAGGUGUGUUGGGGGGGAGAAAGUGACGACAGGCACUACUGCUGAUUGGGUUCAGUCAUAUUUACAAAAUAAUUUAUGAUUAUUAAUUAAAGAUGGUUACCAGACAUUAACCAUCGAAAUGUUUAUUGCAAUAAAACUAUGCUUAAACUACUUUUUGUGUUUGCUGCAAACACCUUAUCUGGACCCUCACAGCACUUUGCUGUAAAGUUGAAAAGGUUAUUUUCGCUGCUUUGAACACAAGCAGUGACUUCCCCUCCCCAUGCGUCUCUUCGAUAGCGAAUAGUAAACUGAUCUUCUUUAGAACAGGGAUAUGAUUAUGAUGUUGCUGUUGACAUUUUUAUCACGACGAAAAGAAGAUCAAAUAAUAGCUGUUUUUUCUAUUAAAAAAAAAGUUCACUCUGAUUUCAACUCUUUCAGGGAAGGAGGGGGUUAACACUUUAACUUGCUGUCUGUCACUAUGUCAUGGCAUGAUUGUGUUUUGUGUGAUUUGUUAACACACACACAUGCACACACACACAAACACCAACACACGUCAUGUUUUUGUUUACGUUGGCCUUGUCGUGAUAAAUGCAUGAUACAUUUUAGGAUCCCGCACUGUUUGACUAGGUGAUUCAAGAAGCUCUUUUCAAUUUCACCAAAACUUGUCUUCAUCGGACACAACAACACAACAGUUCAUUCACUCCAUCUGAGCUUUAACUCACGCAUCCACACUCCAUAGUGGCACAGUUGAUGCAGAUGUAGGAGGUUGUGUAGGGAGGCGUUGUGAUAAAGUGACAGUGGAGGUUAAAAAAAGGAAGAAGAUUUACACACCGUCUCGUUGGACACUUCAUGGCCAUUCUUACUCAUUUGUACACAUCACCGGGUUUGUCCUUGAUGUCGACUGUCACGUUUAUAGACGCGCUGCGAUUAGCUUGACUUGGGGAAAAACCAGGCCACCCUGCAAACACACACACACGAUCAUUUGCUCCGGACUGCGGUGACUUAUUGACGAGCAAUGGAGAGCUAGUGAAAAUCGGACACGUCAUGGCCUCCAAGUUUACCUUUCAACCUGCAGCGUUCGUUUGGGGCCACGGCGUGACGCAUCCAUCAUGGGGGGUUCGGUUUAGGUUGUGAUCGCCUCAGUGCUUCUGGCCACAGAGAUAAUCCACUGGUUGAAGAUAACUCGGUGGCAGUUCCAGUAUCACAGAAGGGUUAUUUUUCCUUCAGGCAGAUAUGUGGAUGUUACCUGACUUCCAGACAUCUGCCCAUCUAACGGAAUGAUGUCGGUCACAAGCUCAAAAAUGAAAAAUCGUGGGGAAAAAAGUGUUGAUUUGUGAUCCGGACUGACAAGCUCAAGUCAUCUGUGCAAGUGUGCUUGGCUGGGUCACUGCAUGAUUACGUGACCUCGCUGCAGGUUCAUAACUCUUCUACCUUCAUGAUGAGGUUUCUUAUCUCGAGUCAAACAUAUUCUCUCUUUUUACCCCUCAAAGAAAAAAAAAAUGUCAUGAAGCGUUCAUUGCCAUGCAUAUCAGACCAUUUGCAGUGCUCUUCCUUUCUUUGUGUCACAAUUCAAUACAGUAAAAUAUAUACAGUGAAUGAUUUUCAAUAGCUACCCACACCUCGUAGUGAAGUGUAAUACUCUAGAAACAUUGCAAUAGAUUCUUCUUUUUGCUUUACUGUUUGUGUAACUUGGGAAAUUAUUUUUACAACUCAAAAGAAGUCCUCUCCUUUUGGCAUUUGGACCUUGAUAAACAGCACAAGAAGAGCUGGCUUUGCUUUCAUGCAAGGCUUCCUGUUUCCAUUGAUAUAAUUUCAGCCAGAGAGGAAUGUAAAUCAUAGGGGGAAAUAUAUAUUAUAUAAAGUUGUAUAAUAUACAAAAUAUAUAUGAACCAAUGUUAUUUAUGUGAAUUUAAGUCCAAUAAAAAACCUAAU
This is a messenger RNA of Platichthys flesus (European flounder), 5612 nucleotides long. RefSeq names its product midline 2 (gene mid2). The transcript has 11 exons. NCBI's taxonomy places the organism in Eukaryota, Metazoa, Chordata, Actinopteri, Pleuronectiformes, Pleuronectidae. The coding region runs from base 323 to 2632 and encodes 769 amino acids. The record is from RefSeq and is a predicted model, not a curated record. Gene Ontology annotation, molecular function: zinc ion binding; protein binding.